Molecule: messenger RNA, 1459 nt
Organism: Branchiostoma floridae (Florida lancelet)
Lineage: Eukaryota; Metazoa; Chordata; Leptocardii; Amphioxiformes; Branchiostomatidae
Product: neuronal acetylcholine receptor subunit eat-2-like
Exons: 4
Coding region: 56-664 (202 amino acids)
Biological process (GO): monoatomic ion transport
Cellular component (GO): membrane
Source: RefSeq, a predicted model, not a curated record
UUUCGGUACGUGGGUGCCGGCAGGGUGCGGUGAGAAGCUGUCCCUGGGAGUGAACAUGUUACUGGCGCUGGUGUUCUUCAUACAGGCCGUCAACGCGGGGCUCCCCAUCACCUCACGGUCCAUACCGUAUGCAAGCCAGUUUUUCGGCGCCACCAUCCUGAUCGUGGCCAUCUCCGUGUCCUUCUCGUCCUUCGGCAUCAUGUUCCACUUCCACGAGGUUAACCUGAAGAAGCCGCCCACCUGGCUCAAGACGCUCCUUUUUCUCCCAGGGUACAGAAUAUGGGAGCGGCGUUGUGGUAAGAAAAACAGAGUCGUUCCCUCCCCAGAUUCAUCAUCAUCUGACCAGCUUGACCAAUCAGAAGACGAGUCCACCAGCAGAACGGUGUCUUCCUGUUUGUACCCAGAGGAUGAGAAAGUCAACUAUGAAGAGGAAAAACAACCAUUUCCUGAAGAGAACAAUGGGAGCUUUCUGGCAAAUAUUGCUAUAAACUUACAGGCUAUAAAGACGACAGCAGACAACAAUGAGGAACAGGAGAGUCUGCGUGACCAAUGGCGUGCCUUGGCGCUGCAGCUGGACAAGGUUCUCAUGGUGGUGAUAUUUGUGGUGUACGGAGUCGUCGUUGUCUCCAUGUUCACUUCCCUGCCUGAUGGAUUGGUCAGGUAGAAUGAGGCAGGAAACAAACUAUUUGUAUCUGUUUUAUGAUACAACUUUUAACCGCACAGAAAAUUAAAGCGCAUACCAACAAGAUUUCGAUCAGUCCUCCCAUCCUUUUCAAGUUGUAAUGACCAAAAUCCUACGUCACACAUCCAGACGGGAAGUGUGACGUCAGCAAAGGGUCAAAAGUGCUAACGUCAUCCUUGUGAUAUCUGUGUAUCUGUAUCUGUAUAGACGGUAUAAUUUACCGCUCUUCGGCGUAACGCACCAGCUUCUCACUAGUCUGUGUAACGUUAUAAUAUAAACUGUGCAGUCUGGUGGUGUAACUGUCCCCUCCUCAUACACAGUGGCCAUAUCUUGGACGCGCUGCUAUGAGCGAGAUUCAAUCAGGCUAGAAACAACCUGUGAUACUACGGUUGUAGAUCGUCCUGGAGAUAGAAUGUAAAAGACGGGACUGUCUAUGGGCACUUCCCAUUUCUUUGCAAUCUAGAAAAAAGGAUUUUGGAUUCGCACUGCAGCAUGUAAACGAGGCAAUUCUAGUAAUGGCUUACUAACUUAAAGACUUAGACUCAGAGACUCAAAGGAAUACGUAUGAGGAAACAUAUUUUUAAGAAAAAACUAUCUGAAUCCACUACGAUAGUUUAAGAUUUUUGUGAAGUUAGAUUUAUGUCUGCUCGUAUAGUAGCAACUUUGAUGAACGCACAAGAAAAAGAACGCAGAAAAGCCUUUUGUGUGGGAUCACAAAGACUGAUGUAGACAGAUUUAGGUAAAGUAUGCAGUCUCAAAUGAAUACCAAUGCUGUAC